CGAUAACAUUUAAUUCCGAAUUGCAACAAAUAAAAAUCUAGACAAAAACAGGAGAAACCAAUAUGAUUUUAUUUUUUGGUGUAAAUCUUACAAAAAAUCCGACAGCUUUUCUGGAUUUCCCCUUUUUUAGAACAUUCGGUCGGCUACCGAGUAUUAAAAUCCGCCACCAUAAAAGAGGACAAUGGCAAGUCAGUUGCGGAAGACGUCUGAUUUUCUGUGAACAACGCAUCAACAUUGAAUGGAACCCAUAGAGAUCCGCCGUGGUAUUAUUCUCGAGGUGCGAAUUUGCUCUGCUCGAGACCCGGUGUCGGGGCGGCUGUUGGAGCGUGUAGGUGUUACCCGUUUGUUGGGUUGCUCCGAUCCAGUCACGUGUAGCCUCAAGCAAUAAAUUGCAACACAAACUCAAGAGGUCAAUGAAUUUCUCGCACCCCAAGAGUGGUGUCGUAAAUCAAUGAACAUUUGCUUGGAGUCCAGAAAUUCGUCCUUCGCGCAAUCGCACACAGGGGAAGAAAUAGCGGUAAUUUUGUGAAUGAGAUGCUGCGCUGUAACAUCUGUAAGCAUCUGUGUUGUUACUAUUUGUGCUGUAUUGCCGCUUAUCUCUCGGUUCGAUUAAGGAGCGAUCGCUGAACUGAAGGAAUGCUUAUCACCACGAAGGGAUUCCUUGAUUGUGAGGAUUGAUAGGAGCGAAAAAUUGGCAAGAAGCAUGCAUUUUUUUUCAUAUAAAAACCUAUGCUUUCGCCACAAACGGUAUCACUUCUCGUUUCGGUUUCAACGGUGAAGACACAUUCGGAAACGGUACUGGAUCUAAGCGGCAACAUGCUAACGAAGGUUCUACUCCUCGCCUUGGUGGGGCUCACCUUAGCCUACCAAUCCGAGAGCCCGUAUUUCAAGGGUAACAAAAAUGGAUUUGAAGGUAACUACAAGUAUAACUACCCUGGAUACAAGGCCUAUCCAGAAGCUGGUUACAAGGGAUACGGUUACGAUGCUGGCUAUAAGGGCUACGGAUACGACGCUGGCUACAAAUACAACAACGCUGGCUACAGCUACAAGAACGGGUUCGAGUACGGAUACCAGAACGCCUACCAAGCUGCGUUCUACAAGUACCGUCAGAACAUGACUGACUUCGAGUUCAGUUCGUUCAUGCCAAACCACGAGUACGUCUACAAUGUGACGUCCGUCACUAGGACUGCUCUGGCUGAGCUGGACGAUCAAUGGACUGGUGUCUACACCCGUGCCUAUCUGGUCAUCCGUCCCAAGAGCCCCGACUAUGUCGUUGCCUACGUCAAGCAGCCCGAAUAUGCCGUCUUCAACGAACGCCUGCCAUACGGAUAUGGCAGCUUCUACUACCAAAACAACUUCAAGUUCCAGCCAAUGCCAAUGAGCAGCAAGCCAUUCGGAAUCCGCUACCACAAGGGAGCCAUCAAGGGUCUGUACGUCGAGAAAACUCUCCCCAACAAUGAAGUCAACAUCCUGAAGGCCUGGAUCAGCCAGCUGCAGGUUGACACCCGCGGAGCCAACCUGAUGCACAAGAGCAAGCCUAUCCACCCCACCAAGGAUGAAUGGAACGGUCACUACAAGGUUAUGGAGCCUCUGGUCACCGGAGAAUGCGAAACCCACUACGAUGUCAACCUGGUCCCAGCUUACUUGAUCCAAGCCCACAAGGAAUGGGUUCCUCUAGAACAUAUGCGCGGUGAAGAUGGCCAGUUCAUUCAGGUCACCAAGACCCUGAACUUUGACCGUUGCGAGCAGCGUAUGGGCUACCACUUCGGAUUCACCGGAUACAGCGACUUCAAACCCAACACCAACCAAAUGGGAAAUGUUGCCUCAAAAUCUUUGGUUUCGUACAUGUACCUGACUGGAAACUGGUACAACUUCACCAUCCAAUCGUCCAGCAUGGUUAACAAGAUUGCCAUCGCUCCUUCCUUCGUUAACAAGGAACCCGCUCUGGUCUACGCUCAGGUCAACUUGACCCUCAAUGAUGUUCACUACUACGACAAGGUCCCAAUGGGCCCAGCUGAAGACCUGAAGGUGUUCGUCGAUCUGGUUUACAGUUACAACAUGCCAAGCGAUAAGAAGAACAGCGUUCGCCCAGGAAACGAAACCGAAUCUUCAUCGUCCUCAUCCUCCUCCUCGUCUUCGUCAUCUUCGUCUUCGGAAUCUAGCUCAUCCAGCUCCGAAUCUCAGGAAAACCCCAAGGUCAGCCCUGUUGAGCAAUACAAGGCUAAGCUCGACCAAGUCGAGAAGCGUGGAAACCGUUUUCGUCGUGAUCUGAAUGCCUACAAGGAAAAGAAGUACUACGAAGCUUACAAGAUGGACCAAUACCGCCUGAGCCGCAAGAACGACACCUCAUCCGACUCCAGCAGCUCUGACGAUUCUUCCUCGUCCUCCAGCUCCAGCUCAUCGGAAUCUCUUGAGCGCAACAACAGCACUUCAUCUGACUCCAGCUCCUCGUCAUCGUCAUCGUCCUCGUCUUCCUCGUCCGACUCUUCGUCGUCAUCUUCGUCUUCCUCGGAAUCCUACUCCAUGAGCAGCGAGGAAUACUACUAUCAGCCAGCCCCUGAAAACUUCAACUACGCUCCUGAGGCUCCUUUCCUGCCAUACUUCACCGGAUAUAAGGGAUACAACGUCUUCUUCGCCCGCAAUGUCGAUGCUCCACGUUCCGUCGGCAAACUGGUCGAGGAAAUCGCCGAAGACCUGGAAAACCCAUCCAACCUGCCAAAGGCCAACACCAUGAGCAAGUUCAACAUUCUUACCCGCGCUAUCCGUGCCAUGGGACACGAGGAUAUGUACGCACUGGCCCAGAAAUACUUCGUUUCCCAGAAGGAACGCUCGGACGCUCAAUUCUCGGACAAGAAGUUCAGCAAGCGUGUGGAUGCUUGGGUCACCUUCCGUGACGCUGUUGCCGAAGCUGGAACUCCGGCUGCUUUCAAGCUCAUCAACGAAUACAUCAAGGAAAAGAAACUGCGUGGAUAUGAAGCCGCCACCGUUGUUGCUUCUUUGGCUAAGUCUAUCCGCUACCCAACUGAGAAGCUCCUGCACGAAUUCUUCCUGCUGGUUACCAGCGAUGCUGUCCAACACCAGGAAUAUCUGAACGUGACCGCUCUGUUCGCUUACACCGACUUUGUCAAUCAGGCUCACGUGAGCAACCGCUCAGCUUACAACUACUAUCCAGUAUUCAGCUUCGGUCGUCUGGCUGAUGCCGACUACAAGAUCAUCGAACACAAGAUCGUGCCAUUCUUUGCUCAUCAACUCCGCGAAGCCGUCAAAAACGAAGACAGCGUCAAGACCCAAGUUUACAUUCGUGCCCUUGGAAACCUUGGACAUCCUCAAAUCCUUGCAGUCUUCGAGCCAUAUCUGGAAGGUACAAUCAAAAUCACUGACUUCCAGCGCCUGGCCAUCAUGGUCGCUCUGGACAACCUGAUUGUCUACUACCCAAGUCUGGCCCGCUCGGUGCUGUACCGUGCUUACCAGAAUACUGGUGAUGUUCACGAAGUUCGUUGUGCUGCUGUGCAUUUGUUGAUGCGCACUGACCCACCAGCUGACAUGCUCCAACGUAUGGCCGAAUCUACUCACCAUGAACCUAGCCGUUAUGUCCGGUCUGCUGUUAAGUCCGCCAUCGAAACUGCCGCCCUUGCUGACGAAUACGACAACUAUAGCGAUCUGGCUGUCAAUGCCAAGGCUGCCGUCAACUUCCUGUACCCAGAAGACGCCAGCGUUGAGUACUCUUUCAACCAUAUCCGCGACUACGCUAUGGAGAACCUGGAAAUGACCUACCGUCUGCAUUACGGAGAAAUCGCUUCUCACGACCACCGCUACCCAAGUGGAAUGUUCUACCACAUGCGUCAAAACUUCGGUGGAUACAAGAAGUACACUUCUUUCUACUACCUGGUCUCUAGCAUGGAAGCCUUCUUCGAUAUUUUCGAGAAGCAAUACAACACCAAGUACUUCGCUGAUUACUACAAAUCGGCCGACUACAGCACCAACUUCUACAACUUUGACAAGUACUCCAAGUACUACAAGCAGUACUACUACAAGAAGGACAACGAAUACUACCAGAAGUACUACGGACAGAAGAAGGAUUACGAGAGUGAUAAGGAACCAUCCAAGUUCACCGCCUCUCGCAUCGCCAAGCUCCUGAACAUCGAUUCCCAAGAAGCCGAACAAUUGGAAGGACAGCUGCUGUUCAAGCUUUUCAACGGAUACUUCUUCACCGCUUUUGAUAACCAAACCAUUGAAAACUUCCCACGCAAGAUUAAGCAUCUGUUCGAAGAUUUGGAAGAUGGCUACGCAUUCGACUUCACCAAGUUCUACCAACAACAGGAUAUCGUGCUUGCCUGGCCAUUGGCUACUGGUUUCCCAUUCAUCUACACUCUGAAGGUUCCAACUGUUUUCAAGUUUGAAUUCGACGCCUCCGCCAAGACUUACCCACAAGUCUACAAGCAACCAGCUGGUCACCCAGAGAACGAGAAUGAUGAUUUCUUCUACAUGCCACAAAACCUGAACGGAUCGGUUGAUGUGAACCUGCUGUACCACCGCAUGGUUGAUGCUAAGGUUGGAUUCGUCACUCCAUUUGAUCACCAACGCUACAUCGCUGGUUACCAGAAGAAGUUCCACGGAUACUUGCCCUUCAACGUUGAAUUGGGAUUGGACUUCUUCAACGAUCAGUACGAGUUUGAAUUCAAAUUCCAGGAACCCAAGGAAGAUCAUCUGAUGUUCCACAUGAGCUCGUGGCCAUACACUGGAUUCAAGGAUAUUACCGAUAUGCGCCCAAUUGCUGAGAACCCUAAUGCCAAGAUUGUUCACGAUGAAGACCAAACCACCAAGUCCUUGGAACACACUUUCGGUCAGGACAUGACUGGUCUGGCUUUGCGAUUCCAUGGAAAAUACGACUUCGACUUCAUGAACUUCCAGCAGUUCUUCAGCAUGUUCAAGAAACACGAUUUUGUUUCUGCUUUCACUUAUCCAUUCGCCUACCAGCCAUAUGAAUACCAUCAGUUCAACCUGUACUACGAUGCCCAGCGUACUCAUGCCAAAUCGUUCAAGUUCUACGCCUACCAGAAGUUCGGAGCUCCAUCUUUCGAAGAGACUGGACCCAAGCACCCAGCCAACCGUCACUCGUACUCUGGAAACUACUACGAGUCGAACUACGCCCAGCCCUUCGUCUACAGCGCAGGAAGCCACCGUCGUUACGAACAAUUCUUCCGCAAUGCCGCUUCUGGUAUCAGAAACAGCUUUGUCCGCUACUACGACUUCGGAUUUGAGUUCUACGCUCCACAGUACAAGAGUGAAUUCGUCUUCACCACUGCUUUCGCUGAUAGCCCAGUUGACAAGACUUCCCGACAGCUGUACUACUUCUACGCUAGCCCGAUGUUCCCAAGCCAAUCGUACUUCAAGGACAUUCCAUUCAACGGAAAGCAAUUCCAGUUCUGCGCUACUGCCACUAGCGAAUAUCCUCGCGUUCCAUACAUGAAGUUCUCGGACUUUGAAAAGUACUACGGAGAUGCCAGCCAAUACUUCGAUUUCCUGUACGGUGAAUCGUGCCAGGGUGGAGCCCACAUCUCGGUCAAGGGUAAACAGAAGCAGACUGCCAAGUACCGUGAUUACCUGUACUUCUCUGAUGUUGCCAAGAAGUGCAAGGAACAGAUGGCUCAUGGUUACUACCAGUUCGAAGAAUGCCAACAGGCUGUUGAUCAGGCUUACUACUACGACUUCUACGAUUACAACUUCGAAUACAAGGACGUCGGUGCCGUUGCCAAGAACUUGAGCGCCAAAUUCUACGACUACUUCCAGUAUGCCUUCUACCCGUACUUCGAAUCGAACUUCUUCUACCACGGAAAGCCCCAUCAGAUCAAGGCUGAGUUCGAGUUUGCUCCUUACGCCGAUUACUACAACGCUUCGUUCUACGGACCCAGCUAUGCCUUCAAGGUCAAGAACUACCCGAUCGCCAACGACUACUCGACCUACUUCCCGUACUUCUUCAAGUACACUUUCUUCCCUCGUUACCAGCCAUACUUCCUGCACCGUCUGCCAUCGCACAAGCCCCGCAACCGUCCUUACUACGAGCUCUCCAACUACGAACAGUUUGCCGUCUUCAGUCGGAAACCACAAUAUCCUUCCUGCUCGUUCUCUAAGGACUACUUCUACACUUUCGAUGACAAGAAGUACUUCUACGACAUGGGUGAGUGCUGGCACGCAGUGCUGUACACUGUGAAGCCUGACUACGACUUCUACGCUCAACAAUCGCACUUCUACAACUCUGACUUUGAGUACAAGUACAAGAACGGAUUUGAUGAGUACGAACAAUUCGCCGCUCUGGCCCGUCGUGGAUCGGACAACCAGCUGUUCUUCAAGUUCUACUUCGGAGAUAACUACAUCGAGAUCUUCCCCAACAACGGUGACGUUCCAUACGUGAAGUUCAACGGACGCCCAUACGACAUCAGCCAGUACAACAUCGCUCACUUCGAGUACAAGGAAGGCUACCCAAGCUUCCCAUUCUUCUACGCCUUUGCCUACCCCAACAAGGACUUGGAAGUCAGCUUCUUCGGAGGAAAACUGAAGUUCGCUACCGAUGGAUACCGCGCUCGCUUCUUCUCGGACUACUCGUUCUACAACAACUUCGUCGGUCUGUGCGGAACCAAUGAUGGAGAAUACUUCAGCGACUUCGUCACCCCUGAUCAGUGCUAUGUGCGCAAUCCGGAAUACUUCGCCGCUUCGUACGCCAUCACUGGCCAAAACUGCACUGGACCAGCCAAGGCUUUCAACUACGCCUACCAACAGAAGGCCAAGGGAGAAUGUGUCAAGCGUGAGGUCUACUACGGCAACUACAUCUACAACCAGGAAUACUACCACCCACGUUACCGCUACUACAACCACAACGUUGAGGAAUCCUCCAGCUCUUCUUCGUCCAGCUCUUCUUCCGAUUCUUCGUCUUCGUCCUCGUCUUCUUCGGAAUCGAAGUCGCGUUCUCACUCUAGCAGCUCGUCCAGCUCUAGCUCCGAGGAACAGAAGGAAUACCACCCACACAAGCAGAGCCACACGCUGAAGGAUUGCCCAGUCCAGCACCAGCACCAGUUCUUCCAGCAGGGCGAUAAGGUUUGCUUCAGUCUGCGCCCUCUGCCAGCUUGCCACUCCAAGUGUGUCGCCACCGACAAGAUGAGCAAAUACUUCGAUGUGCACUGCUUCGACAAGAGCUCUCCCCAGGCUGAGAAGUUCAAGUCCGAGAUCUCCCGUGGCUACAACCCGGAUUUCAAGAGCUUCGCUUCGCACAAGACCUUCAAGUUCAACUACCCCAAGAGCUGCGUCUACAAGGCUUACUGAAAGGAUGGAACCAACGAAAUAGAAACACCGACUGCAAACCGACCGGAACCGAAAUGAAUAUAUAUUAAUGUUUUAUUUAUAGCACAAUAAAGAAUGAAUUUUGAAUAACUCCUUGCAUUUGAUGAUUGUUGAAGAAAUUGUUCAGAAGACGGGUGGGAAUCACGCACGCUCGCUUGUAUCUUCAAAAGAACCAGAACUCUAUUCGCCGUUCAUUGUUUCGAGUUGGCGGCGAAAUAAAAUUUCAUCUAAUUUCGAUCGCAUAAAUUUCACUCAACUGCCAGCCAAGGUCAAGUUCGACGAGCAGCAAAUAUCACAUCAGCAACUGCAAUUUACUG
This is a messenger RNA of Aedes albopictus (Asian tiger mosquito), 7652 nucleotides long. RefSeq names its product vitellogenin-A1. Lineage: Eukaryota; Metazoa; Arthropoda; Insecta; Diptera; Culicidae. The transcript has 3 exons. Gene Ontology annotation, molecular function: lipid carrier activity. Gene Ontology annotation, biological process: lipid transport. The record is from RefSeq and is a predicted model, not a curated record. The coding region runs from base 730 to 7317 and encodes 2195 amino acids.